Paracoccidioides brasiliensis Pb18 is the source of this 954-nucleotide messenger RNA. RefSeq lists its product as uncharacterized. The record is from RefSeq and is a predicted model, not a curated record. Gene Ontology annotation, cellular component: nucleolar ribonuclease P complex. The transcript is spliced from 2 exons. Gene Ontology annotation, molecular function: RNA binding. Gene Ontology annotation, biological process: tRNA processing. The coding region runs from base 1 to 954 and encodes 317 amino acids.
AUGUUCUACGAUCUUAAUGUCCCGUACACGCCCAACGACCCUGAAAUCGCCAACACCCUCGCCUUUCUCUCCGAACUUGGCUACGCAACCAUAGCUCUCUCCCAAUCCAUAUCUGGAAAGCUCCCAUCUGACCUCUCCCCACCCGCCCCACCGCCAAAUCUACCCAAAUCCCUCACGCUCCUAUCCCGCAUCACCAUCACCGUCUCCGACCCCUCCCAGAACCAGCGCCUCACCCCGCUCUCACAACUCUACUCCCUCAUCGCCCUACGGCCCCUUAACGAAAAAUGCCUCUCCCUCGCCUGCAAUAGUCUGGACUGCGAUAUAAUCUCCCUCGACCUCUCCUCCCGGCUCCCUUUCCACUUCAAAUUCAAAACUCUCUCCGCCGCCAUCGUCCGCGGCGUGCGCUUUGAAAUCUGCUACGGCCCCGGCGUAACUGGUAGCGGCGCUGAAGCGCGCAGGAAUCUCAUCGGGAAUGCCGCUUCGCUGAUUCGCGCGACACGGGGGCGGGGGAUUAUUAUAUCGAGCGAGGCGAGGAGGGCGUUAGGGGUACGGGCGCCGUUUGAUGUGGUUAAUUUGGCGUGUGUGUGGGGAUUGACACAGGAGCGGGGGAAAGAGGCGCUGUGCGAUGAAGCGCGGAAGGUCGUGGCGUUGGCAGGAAUUAAGAGGAGGAGUUGGAGGGGGAUUGUGGAUGUGGUUUAUGGUGGGGAGCGGCAGAAGGAGAAGGAAAGGGAUGGUGUUAAGAAUAAGGAUAAGAGUAAGUGCAAGAGGGAUGAGGGGACAAAGAAUACGAAUGGGGUGAAAAGGAAGGCUGAUACAGAGACGGACUCGAAUGCUGAGCUCCAAGCACCAUUAUCGAAACGGGAGAUGAAACGGAGGGCUAAGAGGGCGAAGCUUCAGGGGUCGGGAGUUGAUACUUCGACCGCUUCGCCCAUUGCUGGGGGAAAUAAAUCAUGA